CGUGUCCAUGUUGCUGAUAUAGGCCUAAAUCCAUCUAAACCAGAUGUUUUAGAAGUAUUUGAAAAGUUUGGCCCCAUCACAGAAGUCUGGGUCGCCAGAAAUCCCCCCUGUUUUGCUUUUGUUAUUUUCCGGCAUAUUGAAGAUGCAGAGAGCGCAAUCAGAGACUGUGACGGAAAAUAUGUAUCUGUUUUUGGCAGUCGAAUUCGAGUAUCAUUCGCUAGACCGAGAACCAGAGGACAGAAACGUCGUCAUGGCUUCGACCCUAACUUGAGAUGUUACCAAUGUGGAGAAAAAGGUCACUUCUCACGAGAUUGUUCAGAUGUCUCCAGGCAACGGAGA
Lottia gigantea (owl limpet) is the source of this 339-nucleotide messenger RNA. RefSeq lists its product as hypothetical. NCBI's taxonomy places the organism in Eukaryota, Metazoa, Mollusca, Gastropoda, Lottiidae. Gene Ontology annotation, biological process: mRNA splicing, via spliceosome. Gene Ontology annotation, molecular function: zinc ion binding; mRNA binding. The record is from RefSeq and is a predicted model, not a curated record. The transcript has a single exon. Gene Ontology annotation, cellular component: nuclear speck. The annotation marks the transcript as partial.